UUGAUUUUUUUAUUUUUUUUUAUCCAUAUGAGUCAGGAAGGUAGUACAAAGAAGCGAGGGAGGAUUUGAACCUGUAACCUAUCAUUCACAGCACCUCAAACUUAACCACUAGGCCAAGACAUCCUUUGUAGAAGAUUUUGAUUCGUUAGCGUAUCUCUCUUGUCUAGAAUGUCCAACUUACAGGGCAUAUACUCAAAGUGUUCUUCUACAAUGGAUUGAUUAAGCUACAAAAUAAAUAAAUGUGCUGCUUGUUCAGAUACUUUGUUCUGGAAGUAGCCUUGUAACAUUUAUAUAUGUUGUUUGUAAUUGCUACGUUCUUCUCACUUUAAGUUAAUUACAUUGGUGAAUAGGGAAGUGCUGUCUGGUGUUUGCUGUUGCUGGAGUUUUCAGUAUUUAGUUGAGUUGAUAAGAUGGAGAGUGGUAGUUCUUCCAAAAUUUUCAAUGUGCAUUCACAUAUCAAUCACAUUUUGUUAAUAUUAGCUGAUGUAAUGGUGAUCUUCAUCUCCAUGUUCCUACUAGUAUAUCAGUCAUCAGUUCGAAAAGUUCCGGCUUUCCAAAAGCCUCAAUGUCCUUCAAGUGUGGCCAUUACAUCUGCUAUCUUUAAUUGUGGGUUGGGUCUUGUGUAUUUGGGCUCUGGAGUCUAUAUACUGUGUCUGAAGCUGAUCAGAGAGGAGAUUAUUUCGCCCUUAGAUGAUUGGGUGGUUGUUUUGCUUCAGGGUUUAGCAUGGUUGCUGUUAGGUGUUACUUUGUGUCUGAAGAGAGCAUUUCCAUAUACCGCGGUGUUGAAACUUUAUUUAGCUUUGGCUGUCUUGCUUUCUGCAUUUCUCUGCAUACCUUCUUUAUGGGAAACAGUUGCUAGGAAUGAUUUUUCAGUUAAGAGAAUUCUGGAUGUCUUAGUGUUUCCAGGAAGUGUUUUAUUACUGUUUUCAACUCUCCAAGAGUGCAAAUAUGCAGAAUCUAGUUUUGAUGGUAGCGAAGCUGGGUUUUCUCGCCCUUCAAAAGAUGAAAGUGAGGAGGCAGAUGACAGAAGUACUACUCCUUUCAGUGAAGCUGGAUACUUGAGUAAGUUGACAUUCUGGUGGGUGAACUCGUUGAUGAAGAAGGGUAAGAAAAAACCUCUUGAAGAGAAAGAUAUACCAAGGUUAAGGAAGGCAGAUAAAGCACAAACAUGUCACUCUGCUUUUAUUGAGAUUUUGAGUAAAAGAAAACGAAAAUCACCACUAGAUUCCCCUCCUAUUCUGUCAACAUUACUAUUAUGUCACUGGAGAGAAACUGUAAUUGCAGGAUUUUUCGCACUAACAAACGUUCUUGCUAUAUCUGUCAGCCCUCUCCUUUUAUUGAACUUUGUUCGGUUGGCUGAAGGUAAGCAGGCUUUCAAGCAUGAAGGCUAUGUACUAAGUGUUGCUCUUUUUCUUGUUAAAUCUAUAGAAUCACUAUCUAAAAGACAGUGGUACUUCAGAAUGAGGUUGAUUGGGCUGCAGGUGCGAUCUGUGUUGUGCACCAUAAUCUACGAGAAGCUGCUGAAGCUCUCGUCUGCUUCUAACACUAUGCCUGUAGAUAUAAUGAGCUGUGUUAACAUUGACAUUUAUAGAAUUAGCGAAUUUCCUUACUGGCUUCAUCAUGCAUGGGCAACAGCUUUGCAGCUGUUCCUUGCAUUUCUGAUUGUUUAUUACUGCAUGGGUGUAGCAGCUUUUGCUACAGCAAUUGUAAUUGUUCUAGCAAUAAUUGGAAACUUUCCAGUAGCAAAAUUCCUGCAGAAGUAUCAGAUUAAGUUUAUGAAUGACCAAGACAAGAUAUCACAGGCCUUAACUGAAGCUGUUACGACCAUGAAGGUCUUGAAACUCUAUGCAUGGGAGACUCGAUUCAUGAAAGUCGUUGAAGGUUUAAGAAAUCAGCAGUAUAGGUGGCUAAUGGGAGUUCAAAAGGUGAAGAUUUACUCCAUUGUACUCUUUUGGUCAUCUCCAGUUUUGGCUCCAAUAGCUAGUCUGGCGGUUUGCUACUUCCUUAAGAUUCCUCUCGAAACUAGCAAAGUUUUCACAUAUCUAGCAACUAUAGGGCUCAUUCAGGAUCCUGUGAAAUAUAUCCCUGAUGUUUUUGGAGCUUUUAUAGGUGCAAGAGUUGCCUUAAAUAGGAUUAUAAAGCUUUCUGUGGCUCCACAGUUAUCGUCCCAGGACUGUGUUCCAAAGCGCGUUUGGAAGGAGUGCAGGUACUCCAUACAUAUAAAAGCAUCUGAAAUUUCAUGGAUUGCAAGUUCUCCUCGACCAACACUCAGAGAUAUAGACAUGAUGGUAUAUCCUGGAGAAAGAGUAGCAAUCUGUGGAGAGGUUGGAGCUGGAAAAACAACGCUUUUAGCUGCAAUACUUGGAGAGGUUCCAUACAUCAAUGGAGUGGUUGAAGGAUGUGGAAAGAUAGGCUAUGUUUCUCAGACUGCUUGGAUACAGACAGGGACUAUACAAAACAAUAUAUUGUUUGGAUCAAUUAUGGAUCCAAUUAGAUACCAUGACACCCUGAAGAAAUGCUCACUUUUGAAAGAUAUUGAGAUGCUACCUUUUGGUGAUCUUACUAUGAUUGGAGAACGAGGAGUUAAUCUUAGUGGAGGACAGAAACAGAGAAUUCAACUUGCACGAGCUUUGUAUCAAAAUGCAGACAUAUAUCUCUUGGAUGAUCCAUUUAGUGCUGUGGAUGCUCAUACAGCAACCAAUCUAUUUAAUGAAUAUGUCAAGGUAGCUCUAUCAGGAAAGACGGUUUUCCUUGUGACCCAUCAAGUUUACUUUCUUCAUGAGUUCGACUCUAUUAUGCUGAUAUCUGAGGGAAAGAUCAUAAGAGCUUCUUACAAUGAGUUGCUUGUGACAAGCGAAACAUUCCGAAGCCUUGUCAAACAUGAUGAUAUUAUUGCUUCUCAAAACUCCAGGGAAGUGUUACUUAAUGAAGCUUCAACAGAGAUACCGCGUGAGGACAGGAAUGAGCACUUGAAUGCAAAUGAUCAGUUGGUUAAGCAAGAAGAAAGGGAAAUCGGAGAUGCUGGCAUCAAGCCUCACCUACAGUAUCUCAAACAUGGCAAAGCUUUGUUAUACUUCUCACUGUCAAAUUUCAUGCACUGUUUGUUUAUUUUGGGUCAGUUCGCUCAAAGUUGCCUGUUGGCUACUAAUCUUCGAGAAUCUAGUAGCGUCAGCAGACCAAUCGUCAUUGCAGUGUAUGCAGCAAUUGGAUUUAGCAUGAUAGUAUUUCUAUUUGCCAGAACCUUUUUCUUAUAUAUUCUAAGUAUAGGCGUAUCAACAUCUAUCUUCUCCAAGCUGCUGAAGUCACUUUUCCGGGCUCCAAUGUCUUUCUAUGAUUCAACACCUUCGGGAAGGAUACUCAGUCGGGUGUCUUCUGACCUGAGUAUUGUUGAUCUAGACAUACCAUUAAAGUUAAGCCUCGCACUUGGAUCAACUAUAUAUGCGUAUUUUGGUUUCGCAGUAUAUGUUGUUCUUGCCUGGGAAGUUCUGUUAGUAAUUAUUCCCACAAUAUAUGUGGCCAGUGUCUUGCAGGACUACUACACUGCUUCUGCCAGAGAACUUAUGAGGAUUGAGGGGAUUACUAAGUCUCUUGUUUCCAACCAUUUUGCUGAAACUUCUACAGGAGCAAUGACAAUCAGAGCUUUUGGAGAGGAAAAUCAGUUUUUUCUGAAAACCUUGCAGCUUCUUGACAACAAUGCUAGUUCAUCUUUCUAUGGUUUCGCGGCUAAUGAAUGGUGCCUUCUAUAUUUAGAGAUAAUGUAUGCAGUUGUUAUCUCAGCUUCUGCCUUCUUCAUGACAAUGCUUCCUCAUAAAGAAAAUGCAUCUGGAUUUAUUGGAAUAGCACUGAUGUACGCUUUAUCAAUGAGUGGCAAUUUCAAUUUGGCUGUACAAGGCCAGUGUGAUCUUGCAAACAUGAUGGUAUCUAUGGAGAGACUAGACCAGUACAUGCAUAUUGCCAGUGAAGCCCCGGAGAUAAUCGAUGACUAUCGAUCUCCUCCUGACUGGCCUUCCACAGGUCAGGUGGAGAUAUGUGAGUUAAAGGUCAGAUAUCGGCCCAAUGCACCCCUUGUUCUCAGAGGAAUUAGUUGUGUGUUUGAAGGAGGACACAAAUAUGGGAUUGUAGGCAGGACUGGGUGUGGAAAAACAACUCUUGUUAGUACAUUGUUUCGCUUGGUAGAGCCUACUGAAGGAAAGAUUGUGGUAGAUGGUAUAGACAUUUCAACAAUUGGACUGCAUGAUCUGAGAUCAAACUUUGGUAUCAUCCCACAAGAUCCUAUUCUUUUCCAUGGAUCUGUGAGAUUCAAUCUUGAUCCGUUGUCGGAGCAUAGCGAUAAGGACAUCUGGGAGGUCCUUGGAAAAUGUCAACUUAAGGAGGUUGUCCAAGAAAAACCUGAAAGCCUGGACACUACUGUUCUAAAGGAUGGCUCAAACUGGAGCAUGGGACAGCGGCAAUUGUUUUGUUUGGGACGUGCAUUACUAAAGAGGAGGAAAAUACUAGUGCUUGAUGAAGCUACUGCAUCAAUUGAUAAUGCAACUGAUUUGAUCAUUCAGAAAAUCGUCUGCACUGAAUUUAAUGACAGUACAAUGAUAACAAUAGCCCAUAGGAUUCCAACAGUUAUGGACUGCAAUAAGGUUCUUGCAUUGAGUGAUGGAGAGUUGGUUGAAUUUGAUGAUCCCAAAAGGCUGAUGAAUGAAGAGGGCUCCCUUUUUGGUCGUCUUGUAAGGGAAUACUGGUCCAAUUCUAGAAAUUCUUAGUGCUGUAGUUUCUCAUAUUUAAAUAAAAAUUAAAUUGAAAUCCCUUUUCCGCGUUCUUGGGUAUGCAAAUUGUUUAUACACCCGAAUGUACUAUAUACGAAAGUGUUUUUUUACUUAUUGCGCUUAAUGCUUUUUACCUUUGUUGAUAAUUUUAAUGCUUUUUCAUACAUUUAUUUAAAAUAUUACUAUGGAUGAGCUACGUAAAAUAUGUUUUGGCCAAAUUAUGUACAAGUUUGUUUGUA
Beta vulgaris subsp. vulgaris (sugar beet) is the source of this 4996-nucleotide messenger RNA. Its product is annotated as ABC transporter C family member 10. NCBI's taxonomy places the organism in Eukaryota, Viridiplantae, Streptophyta, Magnoliopsida, Caryophyllales, Amaranthaceae. Gene Ontology annotation, biological process: transmembrane transport. The transcript has 11 exons. Gene Ontology annotation, cellular component: plant-type vacuole; vacuolar membrane. The record is from RefSeq and is a predicted model, not a curated record. Gene Ontology annotation, molecular function: ABC-type transporter activity; ATP binding; ATP hydrolysis activity. The coding region runs from base 411 to 4754 and encodes 1447 amino acids.